Molecule: messenger RNA, 6649 nt
Organism: Acanthopagrus latus (yellowfin seabream)
Lineage: Eukaryota; Metazoa; Chordata; Actinopteri; Spariformes; Sparidae
Product: synaptopodin
Exons: 4
Coding region: 1339-4785 (1148 amino acids)
Biological process (GO): positive regulation of actin filament bundle assembly
Cellular component (GO): nucleus; Z disc; actin cytoskeleton
Molecular function (GO): actin binding
Source: RefSeq, a predicted model, not a curated record
CUGCCUCACACGGCCAGACCCACCGGAGUACAGGUGAGCUGCAAAAAAAAAGAAAAAAAAACCCAAACAAGAAAGGAGGAGAAUCCUGGAAUUUUAUCUGUCGCUGCGAACCUGUGGCUGCUGCAGACUUUGUCACCUGCAGCACAUUAUGUUUAUCUGUACGGGGUGGUUCUGGGCAGGAAAUGGACACGAGAGGGAUUAGAUAAAGCGCAGCGACCUUUCAUCGCCUGAGCGGUCCUCAUCUACACGUUAAGCUUGGUCCACCAAAAUAAAACAAUUAAGGACUGGCUGAACAGCGAGAGCACUCUUUUUGAGAAAGAGCAAAACAGACAAAGGGAAUCUGAAAGAAGGAGCUGCUGACAGCAUUCGUGAGGAACUUUUGACGCAUUUAAGUAUUAAUCAAAACUACCACCAGGAAAAAUAAGAACUUUCCUUUUCAAUUGUGGUUUCCUGAAUAAACAAAAGAAAGACACUGAUUAUCCUGCUUCCAGACGCUGUGUCUGGCUUUAAUGUAUAAGAACAGAACACAGGACACCAGAAUAAAGAAACUUUAAUUGAAAACAUUAGAGCUCUGAAUACAAACCAGUCUCUGGAAUGACCUUUCCAUAGUGAAAUGUUAUUCCUCGCAUGCACCUAACAGCAGGAAGCUGCCAUAUACACAGUUCCCCUGGACGUCACUGCAGAGUUAUGAUCUCCAAGAUAAAGGGCAGAUCCUUUUCUGUGAAAGAAAAAUAAUCUGCGGACGGGAGAUUGGGAUGCAGACGAAAAGCAUGUUUUGGUGACCGAAAUAGCAGAGGAGGAACGAGCAACGUCUGGGAAAGAAAAAAAAGGAGUGUACGAGCGAUGCGAGGAGAGAAGAUUGGACUGUUUCUCAGCCCUCUGUGCCAGAGUUUUAGGAGAGGACAACAAACUUGUGCAAUUUUGGUGGCAGUCGUCCAUGGGAACACAUCCAAGGCACAUUGGAGCUGACCCUCCUGGGAGGUCCUGUUAGAUAGAGAAUAAUACUGCAUGAAGACCAGAGCGCACGUCUUCCGUCAAGUUUCGGCUGACUACAGGAGAACAUUUGGAAGGAUUAUUGCUGAAAGGGGAGCCAUGACCGGAAGCAACAACCUGGAAAGCUGAGCUACUCCUUUCCCUUUCCAUUUCUGUGCGUUUUCUUGUAUUUCCAAACGUAUUCACUGCUUGCCAGUGAGGACAAAAUCUUCCAUCUUCCAACUGGACCGACAGUUUCAUCUUGUCAGGACGGAAGAUUGAGCUGACUGGAACGAAACCCUCACAUAUCCCCCUGUUGAGGGUUUUUGUUUCUGCUGCUGCAGAAAGCAUUUAACGUGGUUCGUGAUGGAGAUGGACAAGGGACAUGUGCCUAUCAGGAGAGGGGUGAGCUGGAGUCCAGGAGGAUUGAGGAAACCUCUCCAGGCAACGCAAAACAUGCACACCCCUGGGACGGAGUGCAAUGCAUCAUGGGAGAAGACAGGAUUCAACAAAGAACAGAUGAGCCGGAAAACAAAUCUGACCCGGAGUGCCAGUUUAUCAGAGAAGGAGCUAAAGGAAGCUCGUGUCAGGAGUCAGAUCAUCGCAGCUCAGCUCACCAUCCCGUCCAACUCCAGCUCCAGAGGCGUGCAGCUCUUCAACCGGCGCAAGCAGAGGGUCAGCGCCUUCACACUUGAAAGCUGUGGAGAGGGUUCAGAGGAGGACAGAGCUGAGAAUGUGAAAACCGACCCCUCAUGUAACAAGCAAACAUGGGCAGAGAGGAGCAGUGAGGAGAAGGAUAGAGAUCUGAACUUUAAAAAUAGCGCUACCAAGCCACUCUUGUCGCCACCUGGGAGGGUACAUUCAGUAGGUGGUAUCAAGGCGGACCCAGGUAAGGAUUCACACACGGAAGAAGUCAUGGAGGAGAAUGUUAUCCAGGAGAGGCAUUUCCUCCCUGUCAAGGAAGAGCAGGAGGAAGAGGAAGAGGCGAGAGAUAAAAUCCACGAGGAGCUUGAGGACAAAGUCAAGGAUGAGAUUCCCCCUGGAAGUAAUAAUACUGAUCCAGUCCUGAUUGGACAUGCUGAAGGGGAAGAAGAGAUAAAUGGGGGCCACACAGGGCCACUUCCCACUGGAAAGCUUCUUAAUGGCUGCCACAGUACUUCUGGGCCUGAGAGAGGGUCUGUGACCGCAUCCAAGCAGACGAGCACCAUCAUCAAUCGAACUGCCAGGCCCUUUUUCUCUCCGCUGACGGUGCAGUCUCCAGAGGCACUCAGCCCUGUCAUGGACAUUCCCCCUCCUCCUUCUUACUCCACUCCUCCUCUCCCUGCUUUCACUGCUCCCCAGCCUGUGGCGUUCUCACCUCCACCUCCACCUUCGUAUCCCACACCUCCUUUACCUGCCUUUACAAACCAGCCCCCGCAGGCCUACUACUCCUCUCCACCUCCGAUGUCUCCUGUCAUGUCCCCAUCCUCGCCUCCACCGUCCCAGUUUCCCAUUUCCUCUGUAUCUCAGUACCCGCCCAUGCCCCAUUACGGCCCUCCUACAGCACCCAAACCCUCCACCUUUGUUCCUCAGCCUGCAUCAGAGAGAAAACCCAUUGCAAUCAAAACAGGCAUACUUGAAGAGGGCGCUGCCAGAAGGGCAAAUAGGAAGGCAAUGUUCACGUUCAAAGAGAAGCCAGUGAUGGCUCCGAACCCCGAGCUGCUCUCUCUGGUGCAGGGGGCAGAUGAAAGGAAGAAGCAUGGACAGAGAUCUGUGCCUGAGCCAGCAUCUGAGGAAGAAUUGCUGGCUCUGGGUGCAGAGGCCUCCAACUUCCUCACCAAGGAAGAGGAAAGGGCAGAGGAGGCAAAAGCACCAGAGUGGUCUUCUUGCCUCAAGAGCUCAAGGACCCGACCGAGGGCCGAGCACAGGCCAGACCAGACCCUCACCAAUGUAUCAGGAAAGGGUGCUGAGCUGUUUGCCAGGCGUCAGUCCAGGAUGGAGAAAUACGUUGUUGAGAAGCAAAACACCGGGCAAAUGAGGUCUCCUUCUCCGACAAUGUCUCUGCCUCCAUCUUGGGUGUACCCAUCCAACAUGCCAGGCAGGGUCAAGGCCAUUGCUAAAAGCUCUGACAUGAGCACACAGCUUUCACAAAACCUAAAGGCCCAACAAGCGAUCAAGCAGAAACCGAGGCCUAAAGCUCCAGCACCGGAGCCAGUUCCAGAGCCACCUACUUUAGAAAAUGGUUGCUCCAAGAUAGAGAUGGACCUGUCAAGGCACCGGCCGUACCAACUUAACUCUUCCCUCUUCAUCCUUAACCCAGCCAAGGACCCGCUCAGUACCCUACCCAGAGGAGCACCACAGGCCAAGAACCUGAUGCCCACCCAGUCUUUCUCUAGACAGACUCCCCUACCUAACAACCCUCCAUCUCACUUCAGUACCCAGUGUAUGUCUCCACAGCUGCCCCAGAAUCCCACAAGAGGACGAGCAGAAUAUCCUUCAAAUCCCGCCUCGGGGCAGCCAAGGAUCAGCUCUCCAAUGUCUGCCUUUUCUCCAGAGCGAGUGUCCUCUCCUCGGUCAGGGGUCCAGGCACCGAGGCCCACAUUUUCUGCCAAGAAGGCAGGGAUUGCGCCGCAGACACCAAAGGACUCCUCCCAGGAUGAAACCCCCAGUGAGACUCCCACGCCAACCAGGACGCCCAGCCUCACCAGACGUUUCAGCAGCCCAGAGGGCCCCGUUGCUGGUGCAUGGAGUGCCAGCCUACAAGCUAAUCGCCCCUCCACUACCAUGUCUAGCCGCUCGGUUACUUCCCCUGUGUCCUCUCCACUGGGUACAAGAUGCCAAUCCCCUAUGGCCAGUCAGAAUAUCCAGUUUUCCACUUCUACUAUAACAUCCAGACCCUCUCAGACAUCUACAGUCACCUCUCCACGCUCUCCUCCUUGGGGCUCAAGAUGUCAGUCCCCAAUGGUGAGCCAGAACACCCAGUCGCCUGGCGUCUCCUCUAAUCCUAGUUUCAGACCUUCCCAGACUUCUACUACAGCUUCUCCCCUUUCUCCUCCUUGGGGUUCAAGAUGUCAAUCCCCAAUAGUGAGCCAGCAGUCCUCCACUGUUGCCUUCAUGCACACAUCCAGACCCUCCCAAACCUCCACCGCCACAUCCCCACGCUCCCCUCCUUGGGGAUCAAGAUGCCAGUCCCCAAUGGUGAGCCAGAAUACUUCCACUGUCACCUCCAUUACCACACCCAGACCAACCAAAACAUCCACAGCCACAUCUCCGGUCUCUCCUCCUUGGGGCUCACGCUCCCAGUCUCCAGCACUCUCUCAGACCAGUUUAUCCUUCCCUACCACGAGGCCUCUAUACACAUCUUCUGCCACCUCUCCUGUUCCCCCACCCAAAGACAGUCGUUGCAUGUCCCCCAUUGUUAAUAACCUAGACUCUAAAGCCAACCAUCGCCUCCUGGCUAAGAACAUCAUCAAUGCAGCCAAACGUAAAAACAGCCCCUCCCCUGGAGCACUGAGCGGUCACAGCCUCCCCAUCUCGCCUCUAGGGAAUUCACAACACGGCUACGACUGUCACAAACCACCCAUCAGCCCUUUCCAGUCGCGGGCACUGGGGGCCCAGUCACCUACCUUCACCAGCCCUCCUCCCACCCCAACACAGAGGAUCUGCUCCCCUGUAAGGCUUUACAACACUCGCUCCCUCACCGACUCUGAUGCUUCUGUUGAGUCUGAAGACUCUGGCCUCCGAUCGCCUGGCCUUCAGUCCUACAACACUUGUCCCCGCGGGUGGGGAGGUAGCCUGAGGGUGAAGAGAAGCACCGUCUCCACUGACCUGUGAGGGUGUUAAUGAAAGACAAUGGCAUUAUUUUACCUUUCAUAGACUUUUGUGGCAUUGGAUCAGCCAGCAAAUGAGUUUCUGAUUGCAUUACAUCAAACCAACACAGGUAUUAGAUACGUUCUGCAGCUCUGGAUACGGAUCCUGGAUGAUAAUAAAUGUUGUAUCAUGGUAGAAUUAGUAUUUCAUAUGACUCGCAUUCAUAGUCUGGACUGACAAGAACAAGCUUUUUAGAUAACGGAGUUGCUGUGGCUUGUACGCUUCUUACAUACCAAAAAGUUCAUCAAUUUAAAAAUGUUAUUAAAUGAAUCGUCAUUAUGUUUGCUGGUCUGACGUGAGUCAAAACAGGAAGAGACUUAAAAGAUGUAAGGCACAGAAGGGACACAUGAAUGAGAAAUGUGUAAAUAUGUAGCUCAUCGGACUGUGCAGUACUUGGUUAAAGGACACCUAGUAGGCUUAAAUAGACAGGAGCUAAAUGAAAGGGGGAGUACAGUACUGCAGCACUGGACAGUAUUAGAAAACGGAUGUGUUUUUUGAGAACUAAAGCAUGUAAACCAACUCUAGUAAUAGCCAAAAUAAAAUAGUAUGCAUAAUAUGUCUCCUUUAAGGAAUUCUCAUUGUACCGUAUAAGUAAAGUAAAUACCGAACUGGGUAAAAUGAGUUCCAUCAUUUAUCCCUGACAAUAACACAGUGGUAGGUAGGACACAUGCUAUUCACAUUAUCACACAUGGUCAAAGUAUUCAUCACAGUUUAAUAUGCAUUUUUGAAUUAAUGGAAAAUAAAUCAUAUGCAUAAUCAUCGCAGUGCAAUAAUCACAGUGUAUAUAUGUUGCUUUGUGUGCUGCAUUUAAAAUGAAUGUAAGCUUUAAAGACGGAUGGACAGGAAGUGACAGAAGAAAAGGGAGUGCACAGUGUGAAGAGUUAUGCGGAGCAUCAGCGGAGCAUUGAUGACCCAGAUUAAUCAAACACAUGACAUCAUGUUUCAGGAAAAAAAAAGAUUUUAAAAGCUUUAAUGAUCAAUGAACAAAAUGUUAUGUGACAUAUAUGCCCAUGUUUUGUUGUGUUUGCUGACCACAAACAGUCAUUCUGUUUUAUAUCAGUGUGAACAGAUUAACAUAUUUCAUGCCUGUAACUUACAAAGUGCCUUUUUGAAAGAGGUUUAGAAUGUGACACAAGUAGAUAAAGGUACAACAAAACGUUGGUAGGUUUCCGCCGGAAGAAGAAGGUCAGCGAAUGUUGUGUGUUUGUAUGUCUAAGUGUUUGUGAGAAAAGGAUCAGAGGAAUGGGUUGUAUUUUAAAUACAUACACAACUCUAAUGUACAUUCUCUUUAACUUCUAAAGUGUCUUUUUAUACUUGAUUUGCACUUUUGUUUAUUCCAUUUCAGCCGCUAAGCCAGGCUGUUCGUGACGAGAUUUGCCCCAGCAGGUGUAAUUCACAUGCAACUGACUUUUUCUGUUUUGAGUGCAGGGUCAUCGAAAGUCAGUUUACACCAUUCACAUCACACAACAGAUCAUUCCUCCACUACCUGACCCGCAGGCCAAAAGCAUCAGCACAUUUCUAAAUAUUAACUUCUGUGUGUCCUUUGAGUGACAGAGACACCUGCCACAUGGUGACCUGGCUCCUUCAGCGGGACUAAGCCUAUCACUGUCAUGGAUUGGUUUCGACCUGGGUCACCCCUGUCCAAACAAACACUGCUGACAUCCUCGAACACAGAUAAUUUUCAUUGCAGUUUUCAUACAAAUUCUUUUGAGGGUUCUGUGAUUGCAUGCCUGCAUUUUUCUUUUCAAUACGGCUACAUUUUCUCUCAUUUCAUAACUGUAUGACGUCUGAAAAUAAACGCGAAAUAAAAAAAGUGAUGACACACCAA